UGUAUCCCAAUCUAGUGGAAAUGAAUCCUACACAAGUUGAAACCCUGAGAUUUCUUGUUGACCAAAAGCGCCCCGAAAUUCGUUUUUAUGUGUGCACUAUAAAGAGUGCAAGUACCGUGGAAGGCAGUUCCAGAAUGUACUUCAACCGGAAGUUUACCAAGCAGUACAUCUCGAAGAAUAUGCACCUUCCAGAUAAUGACUUUCAAGUCUCUUACGAUGAGAGACAUUGUGUGAAAGUGAGGAUUUUCCAGGGCAAAGGGAGGGUUGACGGUGCAGUGAUCACAACUAACUGGAAAGCUGUGGUGCAGAAGAGCGAGAUGAAGGAAAAUGAUAUCUUUGUGUUUUGGUUCCGCAUUCGCGCCCGGGGCGGUCUCAUGUUGCAUGUCAGGAAGCUCGAGAAAUGAGCUAGCAGGCUGAACCUCUCUAAUUAAGCUAGUAGUACUAUAUAUAUGUGUGUAUGAGCUCAAGUAAUAUGAGCGUUGAAACUCUUAUCGAUCUGGUACUAUCUAAUGGCCUGUUGGUCUAUGUAAUGUGCUCAAGUAAAUGAGCGUUGAAGGACCCAGAGACUUCCAAUACGCAUCCUCAUGCGUCUUCUCUUGACAAAGAAGAUGGCUGGGAGUUUGCGU
Messenger RNA from Lolium rigidum, 626 nucleotides. RefSeq lists its product as uncharacterized. The record is from RefSeq and is a predicted model, not a curated record. The coding region runs from base 21 to 404 and encodes 127 amino acids. NCBI's taxonomy places the organism in Eukaryota, Viridiplantae, Streptophyta, Magnoliopsida, Poales, Poaceae. The transcript has 2 exons.